ACCGAGGAAAGUGAUUUAUGGACAUUGAGUUGACAAGCAGCCGCCGGCAGGGUCAGUGUGGGUUGCUCGUCAGGCACUUUUUGUUCCUUUGCAGUUAAAACCAACCAAAAGAAGAAGAAUUUACAAGCCAUGGCGCCUACAAUAUAUGAGAGUUCAACAAGAAAAGGUAGUGGCCCUAGCAGAGCUUCCCUAGAGGCUGAGCUCAGGGAGCUGUUAGGCAAGAGGAUCAUGAUACUAGAUGGAGGGAUGGGAACGUAUUAAACAUGUCAUAACCAUAUUAACAUGUGAACUGCAUACCUCAGGUAGUGGCCCUAGCAGAGCUUCCCUAGAGGCUGAGCUCAGGGAGCUGUUAGGCAAGAGGAUCAUGAUACUAGAUGGAGGGAUGGGCACCAUGAUCCAGGAGAGGCGAUUGGAGGAGGAACACUUCAGGGGGGAGGAGUUUAAAGACCACACCCACAGCCUGAAGGGCAACAACGACCUGCUGAGCAUCACCCAGAGUGAUGUCAUCUACAAUAUACACAAGGAAUACCUGCUUGCCGGGGCCGACAUCAUUGAGACCAACACGUUCAGUAGCACCUGUAUUGCCCAAGCCGACUACGGACUGGAACAUUUGGCUUAUCGUAUGAACAAAGUGUCAGCAGAGAUCGCCAGGAAAGCAGCAGAUGACGUCACCAACCAGACAGGUUGUAAGAGAUACGUGGCGGGCGCCAUGGGCCCCACCAAUAAAACCCUGUCUGUGUCUCCCUCGGUGGAAAGACCAGACUUCAGGAACGUCACCUUUGAUGAGCUGGCUGAGGCCUACGCUGAGCAGGUCCGGGGUCUGUUGGAUGGAGGAGCGGAUAUUAUCAUGGUGGAGACCAUCUUUGACACGGCCAACGCCAAGGCAGCACUGUUUGCUAUCGACAAACUGUUUGAAGAGAGCUACGAACCAAGACCUAUAUUUAUAUCAGGCACCAUCGUGGACAGGAGUGGUCGUACUCUCUCGGGACAGACAGGAGAGGCCUUCGUCAUCAGUGUGUCCCAUGCCAAACCCCUCUGUAUUGGUCUUAACUGUGCCUUAGGAGCCACUGAGAUGAGGCCUUUUAUUGAAGCUAUUGGGAAAUGCACCACCGCUCACGUCUUAUGCUACCCCAAUGCAGGUCUGCCCAAUACGUUCGGUGGAUACGAUGAGACCCCGGAAUUGACAGCCUCACAUUUAAAGGACUUUGCUACAGAUGGUCUGGUGAAUCUGGUUGGUGGAUGCUGCGGAACGACUCCUGCACACAUCAGGGCCAUUGCUGAGAAAGUGAAGCACUGUCAGCCCAGAGUGCCCCCUACUGACGUCUUCCAGGACUACAUGCUACUCGCAGGUCUGGAGCCUUUCCGGAUCGGUCCGUACACUAACUUCGUCAACAUCGGCGAGCGUUGCAACGUGGCUGGAUCGAGGAAGUUCGCCAAGUUGAUCAUGUCGGGAAACUACGAGGAGGCGUUGAGCAUAGCCAAGACCCAGGUGGAGAUGGGAGCCCAGGUGUUGGACAUCAACAUGGAUGAGGGGAUGCUGGAGGGUCCUGCCGCCAUGGCCCGGUUCUGCUGUCUCAUAGCCUCCGAGCCUGACAUCGCCAGGGUACCUCUAUGUAUAGACUCGUCGAACUUCGAGGUGAUCAAGGCGGGACUGAAGUGUUGUCAGGGGAAGUGUAUCGUGAACAGCAUCAGUCUGAAGGAAGGAGAGGAGGAGUUUCUCCAGAGAGCCACGACGGUCAGACGCUACGGGGCUGCCGUGGUUGUUAUGGCGUUCGACGAGGAGGGUCAGGCUACUGAGACGGAGCGCAAGGUCGAGAUCUGUAGCAGAGCCUAUCGUCUCCUGGUAACUCAAGUGGGCUUUGACCCCAACGACAUCAUCUUUGACCCCAACAUCCUGACCAUCGGCACGGGCAUGGAGGAACACGGCGAGUACGCCAUCAACUUCAUCCGAGCCACCAGGCUCAUCAAGGAGUUGCUGCCUGGGGCCAGGAUCAGUGGAGGCCUGUCCAACCUGUCCUUCUCCUUCAGAGGCAUGGAGGUCAUCAGAGAGGCCAUGCAUGGCGCCUUCCUCUAUCACGCCAUCAAGGACGGUAUGGACAUGGGCAUAGUGAACGCUGGCAGCCUGCCUGUCUAUGAUGAUAUUGACAAGGAGCUCCUGCUCAUGUGCGAGAACCUCAUCUGGAACAAAGACCCGGAGGCCACAGAGAAACUACUGCUGUACGCACAGAGCUGUGCCAAAGGAGGGAAGAAGGUGAUCCAGACGGAUGAGUGGCGAGAGGGAACUGUGGAGGAGAGGCUGGAGUAUGGGCUCAUCAAGGGGAUAGAUAAGUAUGUGGUAGAGGAUACAGAGGAGGCCAGGUCCCAGGCUGAGCUCUAUCCGAGGCCCCUACACGUCAUCGAGGGGCCCCUGAUGAACGGCAUGAAGGUGGUGGGGGACCUGUUUGGAGCUGGGAAGAUGUUCCUACCUCAGGUGAUAAAAUCAGCCCGUGUGAUGAAGAAGGCUGUAGCCCACCUGAUCCCCUUCAUGGAGAAGGAGAGAGAGGCCAUGCUACUGGCAUCAGGAUCAGUGGAGGAGAUUGACCCCUACCAGGGGACCAUAGUGCUGGCCACAGUGAAGGGAGACGUCCACGACAUCGGAAAGAACAUUGUAGGAGUGGUGCUGGGCUGCAACAACUUCAGAGUGAUCGAUCUGGGGGUCAUGAUACCAUGCGACAGGAUACUGAGAGAAGCCAUCGACUGCAAAGCAGACAUCAUCGGUCUGUCUGGCCUCAUCACGCCCUCGCUGGAUGAGAUGAUCUACGUUGCCAAGGAGAUGGAGAGGCUUGGGAUGAAGACCCCACUGCUGAUCGGAGGGGCCACCACCUCCAAGACCCACACGGCAGUGAAGAUCGCUCCCCGUUACAGCUGUCCUGUGGUGCAUGUUCUGGAUGCUUCCAGGAGUGUGGUGGUGUGUUCUCAGCUGUUAGAUGAGAAUGUGAAGGAGGAGUUCUUUGAGGAGACGACAGAGGAGUACGAAGACAUCAGACAGGACCACUACGACUCUCUAAAGGAGAGACGCUUCCUGUCUCUAGCCCAGGCCAGGGAGAAAGGACUCCACGUGGACUGGCUUUCGCAGACCAAACCAGUGUGUCCUCAGUUCCUGGGUACCCGUGUGUUUGAGGGGUAUGAUCUGCGGAGGCUGGUAGACUAUAUCGACUGGAAGCCUUUCUUUGACGUGUGGCAGCUGAGAGGGAAGUACCCUAACAGAGGGUACCCCAAGAUCUUCAAGGACAAAACCGUGGGGGAGGAGGCUCGGAGGGUGUUUGACGACGCCCAGCGGCUCCUCAACAGACUGAUAGAUAAUAAGGGUCUCUGUGGGCGUGGCCUGGUGGGCUUCUGGCCCGCGCAGAGUGUAGGAGACGACAUCCAGGUGUACGACCAUGACGUCACACCUCGCUCCGCCACGCCCCUCGCCACCUUCUACGGACUACGCCAACAGGCAGAGAAGGACAGUGCCAGCUCAGACCCCUACUACUGCCUGUCUGACUUCGUGGCCCCGAGGGCCAGCGGUGUGUCUGACUACAUGGGGAUGUUUGCUGUAGCUGUGUUCGGAGCGGAGGAGCUGAGCAAACAGUUUGAGACCCAGGGAGACGACUACAACAGUAUCAUGGUCAAGGCUUUGGCUGACCGCCUGGCUGAGGCGUUUGCUGAGGAGCUCCACGCCAGGGUGCGUCGGGAGCUGUGGGCCUAUAGCGUGGAGGAGAACCUCCCGGCUGAGGAGAUGCACAGGAUCCGUUACGAGGGCAUCAGGCCGGCCGCAGGAUACCCCUCCCAGCCUGACCACACAGAGAAGACCGCCAUGUGGACGCUGGGCGAGGUGGAGGACAAGACGGGUAUCAAGUUGACUGAGUCUUUGGCCAUGACCCCAGCAGCUGCUGUCUCUGGGCUGUACUUCUCGAACCCUAAAGCGACCUACUUCGCAGUGGGAAAGAUCACCAGAGAGCAGGUGGAGGACUAUGCUGGGAGGAAAGAGAUGCCAGUGUCAGAGGUGGAACGCUGGCUGGGGCCAAUCCUGGGCUACGACACUGACUGACAGUGAUACUUCAACCAAUCCUGGGCUACGACACUGACUGACAGUGAUACUUCAACCAAUCCUGGGCUACGACACUGACUGACAGUGAUACUUCAACCAAUCCUGAGCUACGACACUGACUGACAGUGAUACUUCAACCAAUCCUGGGCUACGACACUGACUGACAGUGAUACUUCAACCAAUCCUGGGCUACGACACUGACUGACAGUGAUACUUCAACCAAUCCUGAGCUACGACACUUCUGCAUCCACAACCACUACCUAGAAAACAGAGGCGCUGCUCAAUGGUCAUGUCUAGAUGGGAUACAGCUUUUGUCAACUUCUAACCCUUUUCCCAACCUUAACCCAAUUAUCCUAACCUGCUACGUUAAUUCUCCCAAACCUGCUACGUUAAUUCUCCCAAACCUGCUACGUUAAUUCUCCCUAACCUGCUACGUUAAUUCUCCCUAACCUGCUACGUUAAUUCUCCCUAACCUGCUACGUUAAUUCUCCCUAACCUGCUACGUUAAUUCUCCCAAACCUGCUACGUUAAUUCUCCCAAACCUGCUACGUUAAUUCUCCCAAACCUGCUAUGUUAAUUCUCCCUAACCUGCUACGUUAAUUCUCCCUAACCUGCUACGUUAAUUCUCCCAAACCUGCUACGUUAAUUCUCCUAAACCUGCUACGGUUAAUUCUCCCAAACCUGCUACGUUAAUUCUCCCAAACCUGCUACGUUAAUUCUCCCAAACCUGCUACGUUAAUUCUCCCAAACCUGCUACGUUAAUUCUCCCUAACCUGCUACGUUAAUUCUCCUAACCUUCUACGUUAAUUCUCCCUAACCUUCUACGUUAAUUCUCCCUAACCUGCUACGUUAAUUCUCCUAACCUUCUACGUUAAUUCUCCCUAACCUUCUACGUUAAUUCUCCCUAACCUGCUACGUUAAUUCUCCUAACCUUCUACGUUAAUUCUCCCUAACCUUCUACGUUAAUUCUCCCAAACCUUCUACGUUAAUUCCCCUAACCUUCUACGUUAAUUCUCCCUAACCUUCUACGUUAAUUCUCCCUAACCUUCUACGUUAAUUCUCCCUAACCUGCUACGUUAAUUCUCCCUAACCUGCUACGUUAAUUCUCCCUAACCUGCUACGUUAAUUCUCCCUAACCUGCUACGUUAAUUCUCCCUAACCUGCUACGUUCAUUCUCCCUAACCUUCUACGUUCAUUCUCCCAAACCUGCUACGUUAAUUCUCCCUAACCUGCUACGUUAAUUCUCCCUAACCUGCUACGUUAAUUCCCCUAACCUGCUACGUUAAUUCUCCCAAACCUGCUACGUUAAUUCUCCCAAACCUGCUACGUUAAUUCUCCCAAACCUGCUACGUUAAUUCUCCUAAACCUUCUACGUUAAUUCUCCCAAACCUUCUACGUUAAUUCUCCCAAACCUGCUACGUUAAUUCUCCCAAACCUGCUACGUUAAUUCUCCCAAACCUGCUACGUUAAUUCUCCCAAACCUGCUACGUUAAUUCUCCCAAACCUGCUACGUUAAUUCUCCCAAACCUGCUACGUUAAUUCUCCCAAACCUUCUACGUUAAUUCUCCCAAACCUGCUACGUUAAUUCUCCCAAACCUGCUACGUUAAUUCUCCCAAACCUGCUACGUUAAUUCUCCCAAACCUGCUACGUUAAUUCUCCCAAACCUGCUACGUUAAUUCUCCCAAACCUUCUACGUUAAUUCUCCUAACCUGCUAAGAAAAGUAAAUUCUGAAAAAAGCUGCAUCCCUUCUAGACCCUGCUUAAAGGGCCAGAUUUUAUUUUUUAAACGUACACUUCACGUGAACCAAGGCUCAACUUGAAAAAAAAAGUUAAUGGAGCUGUUUUUGUAUGGUCUAACAUUUUACAGUUUUAAUAUAACAGCUGUUGCCAAUGUCAUUUAUACUUUUUUUCUGGCAAUCACAAUCUUAGAUUUUAAUCAUUAACAGAUACAUAUGGUUAAAUUUCAGAGUUUGAUUUGUUCAUUAGGGGACAUAUUAGGUUCUAGAAGACGUACAUUUCCUCAGCAGUUUUCAUUUGAGAUUGUAUUUAUGCUAAUUAGAUACAACUUGUUUUACAAAAUGUAUAAUUAGUAAACAUGGUCUUCAUUACAAAAUGUACACUUACCUGACAUGCCGUAUUAAUGUCUAAACCUCUAAAAAAGGUACAUGUUUUUAUGAAUGAUUAUUGUAAAUUACGGAUUUUAAUGAUUACACAAUUUGUCUUAAAGAAAUGUGCCAAAAACUAGUGACUGACCAGUUAUCAUUGUCAUGUGCAAUGUUAUCGAUUUUAUCCUGGAGGUGUCCACUAUUUCUGAAAAAUAAGUAUAGAUUUUAUUUUAUUUUAUGAAUGUUCUGACAUUACAAUGUUUGAUCUGGAACCAUAUUCAUUUCGUAUAAAAUCAUUUGCUCAGUA
This is a messenger RNA of Salvelinus fontinalis (brook trout), 6485 nucleotides long. It is a transcript of the gene mtr, whose product is annotated as 5-methyltetrahydrofolate-homocysteine methyltransferase. Gene Ontology annotation, molecular function: cobalamin binding; methionine synthase activity; zinc ion binding. Gene Ontology annotation, biological process: pteridine-containing compound metabolic process. The record is from RefSeq and is a predicted model, not a curated record. The transcript is spliced from 33 exons. Bases 239 to 4072 code for a protein of 1277 amino acids. Lineage: Eukaryota; Metazoa; Chordata; Actinopteri; Salmoniformes; Salmonidae.